Molecule: messenger RNA, 734 nt
Organism: Telopea speciosissima
Lineage: Eukaryota; Viridiplantae; Streptophyta; Magnoliopsida; Proteales; Proteaceae
Product: transcription initiation factor TFIID subunit 13-like
Exons: 6
Coding region: 194-577 (127 amino acids)
Biological process (GO): transcription by RNA polymerase II
Molecular function (GO): protein heterodimerization activity
Source: RefSeq, a predicted model, not a curated record
GCUACAGCUUUGAAACGUCAAAACCAACGAAAGUUAUCAGAAGCUUGCAGCCUAUCUUCUCCCGUAGUUGUUCGGUAUCUAUUUGGAGUUCAAAAGGAAUCGAAGCUCAGUCUGUCUGCAAAGUCGAUCACGAACUGUAUUUGGAGCUUUUAGGUUUUAAUACAGUUUACUCUUAGGUAGUUCAACAGCUGAGAUGCAUAAUUCUUCAACUGGAUCGACUUCCAAGCCGAAAGCUAGCUUGUCAGUGAGUUCUGACGUGUCUUUCAAGCGCAAGCGAGGAGUAUUUCAGAAAGAUUUGCAGCACAUGAUGUAUGGUUUUGGAGAUGAUCCCAACCCGCUUCCAGAAACUGUUGCACUUCUAGAGGACAUCGUUGUCGAAUACGUCACAGAUCUGGUGCAUAAAGCCCAAGAUAUUGCAACAAAAAGGGGGAAGCUUUUGACUGAGGAUUUCCUAUUUCUAAUCCGCAAGGAUUUGCCAAAACUUCAUCGGUGUACGGAACUUCUGUCUAUGAAUGAGGAGCUAAAACAAGCAAGGAAGGCUUUUGAAGUAGACGAAGAGAAGCUGGCAGCAGAUUGAAAUGGGUGUACUCUGAAAUCUGAAUGUGUACCCUGAAAUCUGGAUUGCUUCUUUUUCUUGUGCUGCUGCACUUGAUUUGGGCCUCUGAAAUGUAUGAUUGCUUUGUAAAUUAUAGUUUUCUGUUUCUAUAAAUCUAUAGGUUAUGUCUGUUAUAGAA